Messenger RNA from Manihot esculenta (cassava), 357 nucleotides. RefSeq lists its product as uncharacterized. The coding region runs from base 1 to 357 and encodes 118 amino acids. The transcript has 3 exons. The record is from RefSeq and is a predicted model, not a curated record. Lineage: Eukaryota; Viridiplantae; Streptophyta; Magnoliopsida; Malpighiales; Euphorbiaceae.
AUGUGGGAAAUCCGGAAAGGAAAGGCGAAGAAUCUUACAACCCCUGAUUAUUUUUUGAGGAAGUGGCAGGAAACUUGGAACACUUUUGAAUACAAAGAGAAGUGUGAGAAGUUUUCUGCCAAUAGGCGCAGUGAGCCUGGAGGUUCAGGAUCUGGCAUUUCCAGGCACGCAUGCGGUUCUGUUUCACAGUACACCCACCAGCGGAGGAUGAGGGAAAGACUAGGCAGAGAACCACAUCCUCAUGAGCUUUUUGAGGCCACACACAAGAGAAAGGGGACGGAGGAGUUUGUUGAUGCGAGAUCAAAAGCUAUUUAUGAUAAAUACGUACAGCUGAAGGAGGCUGCUACACAUCAAUAG